AAAGAACGAUUCGCUGAGGAAUCGGACAUCGCCAGAGCGGAAAAGACUAGAGCGGUCAACGUCCAUUUCUCUCCCAGAUCCCCUUUCUGUCGGCUGUAAUGUGGAUGUGAACACAGACUGGCAGCAAAGAGAUGUGUGAUGAAAACCAGUCCUAAAGCAGGGCAAGGCCAAUCAGUUACUAUGAGCAGUGAGCUCAAUGUGCCGAUGGGCUCCCCCACGCUCGGGGGCUCAGACCGGCUGCAGGAUGGUGGCGGGAUGGACUACAGGGACUGGGUUCGCCGCAGCUAUCUGGAGUUGGUCACCUCUAACCACCACUCGGUCCAGGCUCUCUCAUGGAGGAAACUCUACCUCAGCAGGGCCAAGCUCAAAGCCUCCAGCCGAACCUCAGCCCUGCUGUCUGGCUUUGCCAUGAUUGUAUUUCAGUGA
Sinocyclocheilus rhinocerous is the source of this 426-nucleotide messenger RNA. Its product is annotated as protein orai-2-like. NCBI's taxonomy places the organism in Eukaryota, Metazoa, Chordata, Actinopteri, Cypriniformes, Cyprinidae. Gene Ontology annotation, molecular function: store-operated calcium channel activity. The transcript is spliced from 4 exons. The record is from RefSeq and is a predicted model, not a curated record. Gene Ontology annotation, cellular component: membrane. Gene Ontology annotation, biological process: store-operated calcium entry. The coding region runs from base 139 to 426 and encodes 95 amino acids.